Messenger RNA from Arabidopsis lyrata subsp. lyrata, 1385 nucleotides. RefSeq names its product UBP1-associated proteins 1A. Gene Ontology annotation, molecular function: RNA binding. The record is from RefSeq and is a predicted model, not a curated record. The coding region runs from base 65 to 1078 and encodes 337 amino acids. Lineage: Eukaryota; Viridiplantae; Streptophyta; Magnoliopsida; Brassicales; Brassicaceae. The transcript has 2 exons.
GGGGAUAAAAAAGAAACUGAAAUCAAAAAUCAAAAUCCCUAAAAGCUUCUUAUCCUCAACUACAAUGGCGAAAACCCUAGACAAAUCUAAGAAACGCAAACUCGUGAAAUCCAAAUCCAAGAAACUCGAGAAGAAACAGAAGAUUAAAAAACAACCUGAAUCAUCGACGCCAUAUUCAAGUUCAAGCUCAAGCUCUAAUUCUAGCGAUUCGGAAUCAGACAACGAAUUCGAUCCAGAAGAGCUACGUGAGCUUCUUCGACCUUAUUCCAAGGACCAGCUCGUCGACCUUGUUUGUUCCGCUGCGCAAAUCGGAUCCUCGAUCUAUUCCGCCGUCGUAGAAGCUGCAGAUCGUGAUGUUACCCAUAGGAAAAUCUUCGUUUAUGGUCUUCCAUGGGAGACGACUCGCGAGACUCUUGUUGAUGUCUUUGAAGGCUAUGGUGAGAUUGAAGAGUGUACCGUUGUUAUAGAUAAGGCUACUGGUAAGGCUAAAGGAUUCGGAUUUGUUAUGUUUAAGACGAGGAAAGGAGCUAAAGAAGCUCUUAAAGAACCGAAGAAGAGGAUUCUUAAUAGAACUGCGACUUGCCAGCUUGCUUCUAUGGGGCCUGCGGCGUCGGGAAAGGGGCAUGAUCAGGCUGGUCCGGUGAAGAUUAGUAUGGGUACGAUGGUUAAUCAGGGCCAGUCUCAGCAACAGCAGGCGCAAGGGCAACAUAUGUUUAACGGUGGUGGAAUGGCUGCAUCGCCGUUUAUGUUAGGGAAUCAAUACCAUCCGGUUUAUGGAGCCGGAAUGUUGGCGAAUCCAGCUUUAGCAGCAGCAGCUGGUGGAGGUUACAUGUAUCCGAUGUUGGCGGGCGCUCUAGCUCAUGGUGGGAUGGGUUCUGAUUUGGUACAGUCUAGUCAAAUGGGUGGGAUUGGUGACCCAAGCGUUGGUGCUGCUGGUUUGUCAGUUCUUGGUUCUUACUUUAGAGGUCAGGGUAUGUCUACUGCUUAUCCUGAUUCGGAUGCUGGUGGAAAAAGAGGGACGGGUAAAGAUUCGGAUGCUGGUGGCUCCUCCUUUCAUGGCUACUCAAACUAUUCAUGAUGAUGUGAGCUGAGCAUGAGAAUGAUAAACAUGCAGUUCUGGGAUUUCUUUUAACAUUUCUAUCAAGUCAGUACGUUUUAGCUUUUUCUUGUAUUGUUUUUUUCUUCCUUUUGUUUUUCCGUUUGAUUUCGCUCUUGUCCGAUGCCAUAGGAUGAACAGUCUAUGAACAGUCUAUACCAUUGUGAUUAUUCGUUAAAGACCUAUGUGCAAUCUCCCUGGUAUUGUGACCUCUGGGAAAAGGUUUGCUUUAUGAGCUUCAUUCUUUUGUCCCAAACUGAUGUUUAAGCCUUCCUUUUUUCUUUCUUUU